UGGGUGUGCUCUCCUCUCUCUCGUCCCUCGUACACACUAACAGAGAAAAUGGCGUCUGGAAACCCUCCUGAAACCCAAGAAGAGACAGCCUCUCUGAUAGAGAAGCUUCCAGAACAAGAUGGACAUCGGGAAUGUUCCUCAGUGGCCGAACAAAGAGGGAACCAACUCACUUUGUACCACUGGACCCAGUCCUUUAACUCCCAGAAGGUGCGUCUGGCCAUCGCAGAGAAGGGUCUUCGCUGUGAGGAAUACGAUGUGAGUUUGCCGCUCAGCGAACACAACGAGCCGUGGUUUAUGCACCUGAACCCGACCGGAGAGGUGCCCGUGCUCGCGCACAAAGAAAAGAUCCUCUGUGACCCCGUGCACAUCAUGGACUACCUGGAGCACACCUUCACUGAGGAAGGCACGCCCCGGCUGAUCCCUGAGGAGGGCAGUGCGUACUUCAUCAGGGUGCAGCACUACAGAGAGCUGCUGGACUCCCUUCAGAUGGACGCCUACACCCACGGGUGCCUCCUCCACCCCGAGAUCACCGUGGACUCACACAUACCGGCCUACGCUGCCACAUGCAUACGGACACAAAUCGGAAACACUCAGUCUGAGCUGAAGAAACUGGCGGAGCAGAACCCGGACCUUAAAGACGCGUACGUUGCAAAACAAAGGCGCCUGAAAUCGAAGCUGUUUGACCACGACAACAUGAAGUACCUGAAGAAGCUUCUGGAUGAGCUGGAGGGGGUGAUGGACCAGGUGGAGACGGAGCUGCAGAGACGCGUGGAGGAGACGCCAGACGAAGGCAGUCCCUCCUGGCUGUGCGGAGACUUCUUCAGCAUGGCCGACGUCUCUCUGGCCGUCACCCUGCACCGCCUCAAGUUCCUGGGUCUGUCCCAGCGGUUUUGGGGCGAGGGGACUCGGGUAAAUCUAGAGACGUACUACGAGCGAGUGGUUCAGCGGCCGGCCUUCAGGAGGGUGCUCGGACACGUCAACAACAUCCUGAUCUCCGCCGUGCUUCCCGUGGCGUUCAAAGUGGCGAGGAAGAACGCUCCGAUGAUCCUCGGCACCACGAUGCUCAUCGGGGUCCUGGGAGGGGCCGCGUACCUCGCCUUUCUCUACAUGAAGAGGAGGCUGACUGUGUCCUUCUGAGGGAGAAGAGAUGGAGCUGCUUUAGGACUGGGAAGUAGAUAAACACAGGACACAUAGCGACAUUACUCUGACUUCAUGAUGUAGAGUUAAAAGACCAGAGAGGGAUAUGAUCAUUCUGCAGACUUCAGUACUCUGAUUGGCUGUGCUGCUGGACGCUCCACCCUCACUGCUGCAUUACACACCAAUAGAUCACCCUGGUAGAUGUCACAUAUAUAGGUAAUUAAGGGACUAGGAUGAGACCACCUUUACAAUAUAUUUCUGAUUCUGCAGCUUCAAAACAACACAGAUGAUGCAAUGAAUGCUAAGUCAGAAGGUAUGAAAACACCUGGUGUUGGAUCAAAUAUUUAAACUAAGGAAAGGAUCAACCUUUCCAUCUUACGGAGAUCUUUGUUAGGCAUUGCCAAAAUGUCUGAUUUAAUACAUUACAAAUAUGUUGAAGUGUCUUCUCUUAUAGCUUGGCAGUUUUUUUUUUACAACCCAUAUCAUUAAAUCAGAUAAUACAGAUGUGUAUUUAUUCCUGAGGAGAAUUGUUGUUAGCAGUUGCAGAACAAGCGUCUGAGUUUCUAGAAAAGCGCUAUACAAGCGUCAUGUAUUAAAGAAAUAUAAAUAUAUAUAAAACAUAUAAUUUAAAGAAUUUAAUAGCUGUUAUCUGCUUGUUUAUGCAAAUUGUAUCUGCGCCUGUCAAAUAAAUAUGUAAAAGAUAUUGAGGUACAGAUAUAAAUAAAUAGAACAUGAAUGUCUCAAGAAA
Messenger RNA from Gymnodraco acuticeps, 1885 nucleotides. It is a transcript of the gene gdap1, whose product is annotated as ganglioside induced differentiation associated protein 1. Gene Ontology annotation, cellular component: mitochondrial outer membrane. The record is from RefSeq and is a predicted model, not a curated record. Gene Ontology annotation, biological process: mitochondrial fusion; mitochondrial fission. NCBI's taxonomy places the organism in Eukaryota, Metazoa, Chordata, Actinopteri, Perciformes, Bathydraconidae.